Pangasianodon hypophthalmus (striped catfish) is the source of this 3241-nucleotide messenger RNA. RefSeq names its product pancreatic and duodenal homeobox 1 (gene pdx1). Gene Ontology annotation, molecular function: RNA polymerase II cis-regulatory region sequence-specific DNA binding; DNA-binding transcription factor activity, RNA polymerase II-specific. The record is from RefSeq and is a predicted model, not a curated record. Bases 126 to 869 code for a protein of 247 amino acids. NCBI's taxonomy places the organism in Eukaryota, Metazoa, Chordata, Actinopteri, Siluriformes, Pangasiidae. Gene Ontology annotation, cellular component: nucleus. Gene Ontology annotation, biological process: type B pancreatic cell differentiation; regulation of transcription by RNA polymerase II. The transcript is spliced from 2 exons.
AGCAGGGUCACAUGGUGCCGGUGACACACCUACUGGAGGCCCUAAAGCGGCGCCAGUCGCGCAGGUAGAGCACAGGAGUCUAACGCACAGGGACAGGACGCUAUUCCCGCUAUUGCAUUACAGGCAUGAAUCGGGAAGAACAUUACUACUCAGCCAGUCACCUUUACAAGGACUCCUGUGCCUAUCAGAGGCCACACAAUGAGGAGUACAGCCCAAGCCCGCCACCGUGCCUUUAUAUGACCAGGCAGACCCAAUCCGUCUACGCUUCUCCUGCAUUAGGCACCCAGGACCAACACAACCAUCUUCCUGAUAUCACGUCCUAUGUGCCUGGACGAGAAGACCUGACAGUGCCUCACCUGCACCACUCACAAGCCCAACAGCUGCCCCUCCAAACUUUCACGGGUUACGGAGACUCUUUGGACCUGUGCUCGGAACGAAACAGGUGCCAUCUUCCUUUCCCUUGGAUGAAAUCGACAAAAUCUCACACGCAUGCCUGGAAAGGACAAUGGACAGGUCCGUACGCGGCGGAGCCCGAGGAGAACAAGCGCACGCGCACGGCCUACACGCGCGCGCAGCUGCUCGAGCUGGAAAAGGAGUUCCUCUUCAACAAGUACAUCUCGCGGCCGCGGCGCGUCGAGCUCGCGCUCACGCUCAGCCUCACCGAGCGCCACAUCAAGAUCUGGUUCCAGAACCGGCGCAUGAAGUGGAAGAAGGAGGAGGACAAGCGGAGGGCACGCGGCACGGAUCCCGAGCAAGACUCCUCCGUCACUUCCGGCGACCUCAGAGACGACGCGUGUGGCGCGCACGCGGCACCGCCUUCACCUCUGCAGUCUCACACCGCGCCUUCGGUUCCGCGAGACCCCGCCUGAACACUUCAGCAGUGCUGAAAGGAAGAAGCGUGAAAUUUAGGACCCUGUGCAUAAAUACUAAAAACUCUUGGACUCAAAAACUCCAGCUGUAAAUAAAAGCUCUAGGCGACGUGACCAGCAGUUCAUUGUCCAGAAUUACUGCAGAGGAGGGUGAACACUGCUAAAGUGGGACACGUUUGAAAAGAGCACUUUUUCUGUCUCUUCACAGGACACCUUUAUAAAAAGCUUAAGAUCUCUCUUACACUGUUCAAAUGCAAAACUGCUGAAAUACCACAACACACGUGCAAUGGUGCUUCUUACAGCCUCUGUUCAUCACCCUGUAAUGUUUCAUGUGAUGCUGUUAUUGUGGGACAAUUACUGUCUUUACUCUAAAAAUAAAAGUAAGGACAGAUGCUAGUAAUCUAAUUAACAGAUUUCACUGUAUUUUAUUUGGAUUGAAAUAUGCAUUAAUAUAAAAAUCUUUUUAUGCAACACAGGUGUGUUAAUACUUUUGGCAAGUGGAAAUAUACAAUGAAAAAACUCUUUACUUCCCAAGCAUCAGCUCAGUAAAGAUCACUGAAGUACAUACAGGUGAAGAUACAGAGGAUCAAGCUUAAGUGUCCCACUUGACCAAUAUUCACCCUACAUUAAAAAGGACUGCACUUGAGAUUACCAAACCAAACACAUCAUCAUAUGUUAGCUUCGAUUCUUUAGCGUAAAAUGAAAUGUGCGGAUUUCGCUCCCUGCUGAAAGGUCUGACCAGCUACCAGUUGCCAAAGCACAGGCCGAGCUGGUCGUACUGGUAGACCAUGUUUCCCAGCUGGUAAGUUAUUUUCCAACUUAUUACUGAUCAAUAAAUGAUUGAGAUUUUCUAAUUAUGUUACUGCUGCGUUAUUUUAUUAAAAACAACAUGUCUCUGAUAGAGCAUUAGUGGCAGUAAUUCAGAAACUGUUUCUUUUCUGCAAGCACUUAUCCUCUGCUAACUGUGGUCUACCAGUUUCAGCACCUAGGCCUGUGUUCUGGAAGCUGCUAGCUGGUCAGACCAAGCUGGAUUUUUCAGUGCAACCAUAAAGAAGUUUAACUUGUCAGGGGUGAAGUAUUUUACAUUUUGGAGAAGGGUAAUUUUGGAGAAAUUAAACUGGAUUUUUUUUUUCUUCUGAACUAUUGAUUUACACAUCAUUCUGAAUGUUAUUUACACUUUUUGGUUAUCAUCUUUGUGUUAAUAUAAAAUGUAACACCCCAUCCACAAGGAAAGUUACAGCUGUUUAAUAUAAACUACACCUUUAAAAAAGAAUAACAUUUAAAAAUAUGUAUAUAAAAGAGCCAAAGGAUUUCCUUUUGGUUACUGAGGUUAAGGUUAGGGUUAGAUUUAGGAGCAGGCAUAGCAUUUACUGCCUUAAAUAUUAUUUCAAAUGAAGUUCCUCACAAGGAUAGUAAUCUUUUUUCUUUUUUUUUAUUUAUUCGUAUGAUGAUAUAAUGGCUCACACAUCAACCAUGACCAGUGUCAUUAUAAUAACCAUGAAUAUACAGACUAGGCAAGACUGUACCAGCUCUUCUUUUUAGAAAUGAAACAAUAAUAAGGGAAAAUAAGCUUUUUAAGUGAAAUUGGCCCCCAGUCUCAACCUCUUUAUUCUGCCAGGUGUUUUCAUACUUCACUACACUUUAUAUUCCAGGGAAGGCCAUUUAAAUCCCCUCUUAGUGCUUUCAUGAUUUCUUUUUUCGUGCACACCUUCCCAACUUCCAUAUUUAAAUACAAAUUGAUUAAUGCAAAAUAUUAUACAUGUGCAGCCGUGAGAUCAUGUUGAGCAGGUCAUUUCAAUCCCAAAGUAACGAAAUUAUAUCUAACUAAAUGUAUAUCUGGGGUUAGGCAACCUGCGGCCUGCGUUUUCGCCACUAGAGGGCAGCAGGAGGCUGAAUAUUUUCCUGUGGACACGUUUUAUUUUAGAUCUCUGAAUGUCAGCACAAUAUUAUGAAGAUGACAAUAAAAUCCUGAAUUAAUCUGUUUAUGCAUUUAAACAAAAUGAGAACCAAGUCUAAUUUAUUCCUGGGCGAUUGCCUCAUAAGCCUCUAGAUCACUAGAUAUUUUUAUGCUAUAUUAUAUUAUAUUAUGUUGUCAUGCUGUUGUUAUGUUAUGUUAUGUUAUGUUAUGUUAUGUUAUGUUAUGUAGUGUUAUGUUAUUCAUAAUUUUGUAUAUUUACACCAGGCUGCUGUACAUUACACGAGUAAAAGGCAUCUGAUGCUUUCAUUUCGGCUAUUUGCAACGAUUCGUGAAAUGAAGUGAACCAAAUAAACAGUUAUUUGCGAAGAUUUAAAUGGCAUUAGACAUAUACCUUAUUUUCAGACCCAAAUUCCUUGACAUUAUUACCCAUGACAGGAUAUCAACUGUAGAAUGC